ACACAUAUAUCAGGGUAUAUCAUGGCGCAUGUCAAACUGUGCGUCUGCUAUCGCUUCGUCGGUCACCCGUCGUAGAAAAGGGUGUUUUAGAAAUUUUGAAAUGAAACAUAGAAAUUCUUUGCAACGAUAGAUAUUUGUGAUAUAUUCUACAUAUUUACUAUUCGUCAUACAGUAUAUGAAAAAUAUGGCAGAAUCAGCUGGGCCGAUCCUUCAUGUCAUAGUCGUUGGAUUUCAUCAUAAAAAAGGAUGUCAAGUAGAAUACUCUUUUCCGCCUUUAGUGCCUGGUGCACCAAAUGAGUGUCCGCAUGGUUGGAAGUACUUACCAACUUUAGCGUUACCUGAUGGAUCUCAUAAUUAUGACGAAGAUACAGUUUAUUUUCAUUUGCCUAGUCUCAAUGAUCCAAAACGUACCAUAUAUGGUAUUUCUUGUUUUAGACAAAUUCCAGUCGAGAAAUUAAAAAAUCGCACUUCUGAUAUAACUAGAGGAACAGUACAAAAAUCUGUUUGUGUAUUAAGUACUUUACCACUUUAUGGUCAUAUUCAAGUAAAAAUGGCGUUAAUAACGCAUGCAUAUUUCGAAGAAGGAGAUUUUAGUAAAGUAUCGUUGUUAGAAGAUACUUAUCGUCAUCUUAAUUCUUGUAUGAGCAGUGAAAGUCAAAUACCACCUCAAGUAUUUGUUGGUCUAUCUGCCAGAGAUUUUAUAUUACAAUUUCGCCAUAAAGUACUUCUUUUAUUUAAAUUACUUUUGUUAGAAAAAAGAGUGGUCUUUUAUCAAUCUCCUGUACAGCCAUUAUGUGCCACGAUAUUAACUUUACUUUCAUUAUAUCCCAGUAUGAUCGAACAUGGUCUUCAACAAGCAGCUUGCGUCAGACCAUCUAGACCAAUGUCUCCUAUACCAACUUUUGAUGAUGAAGAAAUUGCAUUAAAUAGUGUUGACUCUAAUUUAUCUACUACAAAUGUUAUAAAGGAGAACAUAUCAGAUCUUGCGCAUGAGAAUAUUAAUGAUAACUCAAAUAGAAAUUCAUUGUGUAUAAAUGAUAAUAAAACUAUUGAAACGAUGGAAGGAAAAUGUAUGGAUGCAUUUGGCAAUAUGACUAUUCAAAAAAAUAACAAUGAAAAUUUAAAUGGCAAAAUUAUUGAUGUAGAGUCAACACAAGAAUGCACUGAAAGUUAUGAAGAAAAUAAUUCUAAAUAUUCACCAAAAGCAAAUGACAAUGUACACAGAGUUCAUAGUGUGAAUACAAUUACUUUAGGCAUGGGUGAUGCUGAUAACAGUUUACCACGCGAUACAAGUAAUGAUGCACUAUCUGAUGCACGAUUGACCAACAAUAUAACUCAAAUCGCACAUAUAAACCCAGAACAUUGCGGAUUGCCAUUAAGUUUAUUUACCAAGGGAUACCUUUGUCUACCAUAUUUAUCUUUACCAUAUUUAGAUCUCUUAGGAGAUAUUAAUGUUAGAGGAUAUGUAGUUGGAGCAACAAAUGUUUUAUUUAAACAAAAAAAGCAACUAAUCGAUGUUCUGGUUGAGGUUGAAAACACAAGAAUAGAAGCUACUGAUCCAGAAUUGAGAAGACAAUUACAUCUUACUACUGAGGAUCUAAGAUUUGCAGAUUACAUAGUUAGACAUGUCUCUGAGCCUCGAAAAGAUAUUUUCUUGGAUGGAGUAGGAUGGGAAGGUGGAGAUGAAUGGAUUAGAACUCAAUUUCGAGUGUAUCUUUUAAGUAUGCUGCGUACUUCAAUGCAGCAAGAUACACGACAGUCGGAUCACUAUAAUUCCACAUUCAUGGCUGCUUGGCGUACUACAAAUAAUUACAAAAUGUGGAGUAGCUUGAAUAAACCAGAAAUUAAUAAUAUAGAACCUGGUCAUCCUUUUGCUGGUCAAUUAUCUGUACAAGAUAUGAAAUUACGUUUUUCGCAUACUAUGCAAAAUACUGAGAGUGGUAGGAAACUUAAUCAAGCUAUGCUUUCAACUGGAAGAGCAGUUGCAACUACUGGCAAGGCAGUAGGUGGUGCAAUUUCACAAGCUAAAGGAGCUUUUUCUAACUGGUGGAGUACAUUAACGACAGCACAAACAAUAGAUGAAAUGAAGACUGAUAAUCAAGCUUCGAAUAUUCACCAAACCACUCUUUCAAAUACAAUAGAAAAAACGCCAACUGACAAUGAAGACUUAACUAUCCAAGCUAAUAAUACAGAUGUGGUUGCUACUGUAGAUUGAUAGAGGAAACUGUAAGAUUAUUUUAUGGUUAAAAUGACCUUUUUUAAUCUGAUUUAUAAGAGCGGAAGUAUUCUAAGAAUGAUGAGAGACAAUUUCAAGGAAUCUGAAACAUUCAGUAAGUACUGUGAUAGAUAUCAAAUUUGAUUAUAUUAUCACAGAAACAGUUUCUUUGAUUAUACAUGAAAAGUUAAUUGAAUAAACAUACAUGCAUACUCGAAAAUCAUUAUUCGUGUACAGGACAUACAUCUAAAUCAUAACAUUUUUAAAACCGAUGGACGUAAUGUUUAUAACAAAAAAAAAAAAAAAGAAAUGCUUUAGUAUAUAAAAAUGUAGAUGUAUUUCUGAUCAUUAACUUUUUCAAUAGCAUGUAUACUCAUAGGUACAUGUUUUUAGUAAUGCUAGUUCACAGCAAAAGAAACGCAUUAUGUACAUUCGUUUAUGUAUUAUAUAAACAUAACUUCUUCAUGCAGGAAAGUAAAUAUAUAUUUAGACUCAUUGUUAAAUACAUCUUUUUUGAUUUAUAUAUAAAUCUCACUUGAAAAGUACCUGUAUCGUUAUAUUUUGUAUAUAAAAUGUGAGACAAUUUUUAGAGAUAUUUGUUGAGAUAUUACUUUACAAGAUAUAAUCUGUCAGUUAACAUAUCUUUUUAUAUAUUGCUCCAUUUUAUUUUGCCAAACAAAAAAUAAUUUCGUUUUCUUUACUUCAACUGAAAACACUAAAUGAUGUGAUGUUAUCUUAAGUAAAUGCGUUGAUUAUAAGAGAUAUAUUAUUUAAAAAAAAAAAAUUUAUUUAAUUACAUGAAACUAUUGUGAUCUGUAAGUAUUUUUUAUUUAUUUAUUUGAAAUUAAUGUUACUCGAAUAUAAGUAAAUGUAGUUUAUAUGUAUUAUUACUACAGUCUUUAUAUAACAUUAAAUGUAAUGCAGUUCCACGCUGCAAAAUGUAAAAAAGAAUUCUCAUAAAUAGCGCUACAUACUUGUUUGUAACAAGAUACACAAAUAAUUAUUAUCAAUCUUUUAAACUCUGUUCCAACAAAAAUUGUAUACGACUAUUAAACAUAAAAAAUUGCUAAGCAUGAAAUUAUAGUAGUUA
Molecule: messenger RNA, 3305 nt
Organism: Vespula pensylvanica (western yellowjacket)
Lineage: Eukaryota; Metazoa; Arthropoda; Insecta; Hymenoptera; Vespidae
Product: late secretory pathway protein AVL9 homolog
Exons: 9
Coding region: 176-2215 (679 amino acids)
Cellular component (GO): cytoplasm
Source: RefSeq, a predicted model, not a curated record